Messenger RNA from Echinops telfairi (small Madagascar hedgehog), 864 nucleotides. It is a transcript of the gene ATP4B, whose product is annotated as ATPase H+/K+ transporting subunit beta. The record is from RefSeq and is a predicted model, not a curated record. NCBI's taxonomy places the organism in Eukaryota, Metazoa, Chordata, Mammalia, Afrosoricida, Tenrecidae. The transcript is spliced from 7 exons. Gene Ontology annotation, biological process: intracellular sodium ion homeostasis; intracellular potassium ion homeostasis; potassium ion import across plasma membrane. Gene Ontology annotation, cellular component: sodium:potassium-exchanging ATPase complex. Gene Ontology annotation, molecular function: ATPase activator activity. The coding region runs from base 1 to 864 and encodes 287 amino acids.
AUGGCAGCUUUACAAGAAAAAAAGACGUGCAGCCAGAGGAUGGAGGAAUUCCGGCACUACUGCUGGAACCCAGACACGGGGCAGAUGCUGGGCCGGACUCUGUCUAGGUGGGUGUGGAUCAGCCUCUACUACGUGGCUUUCUACGUGGUGAUGACUGGCCUCUUUGCACUCUCCAUUUACACGUUAAUGUGGACACUCGACCCCUACACACCAGACUACCAGGAUCAAUUAAAAUCACCAGGAGUCACCUUAAGGCCAGAUGUUUACGGAGAGAAAGGCCUGGAAAUUUUCUACAAUGUUUCUAAUAACAGAACCUGGACAGACCUCACAUACACUCUUCACAAGUUCCUGGCAGCCUACUCGCCAGCAGUCCAGGAGGCCAACAGAAACUGCUCUUCGGAGGAAUACUACUUCCAGGAAAGUUUUGAGGCUCCUAACCACACCAAGUACUCCUGCAAGUUCACGGCUGAUAUGCUGCAAAACUGCUCGGGUCUGACGGAACCGUACUUCGGGUUUAAAGAAGGAAAGCCGUGCUUCAUUAUUAAAAUGAACAGGAUCGUCAGAUUUCUCCCCGGCAACAGCACUGCGCCGCCCAAAGUGGACUGCGCAUUCCUAGACAUCCCACCCCUGGAGGUCGCCUACUACCCACCCAAGGGCACCUUCAGCCUGCACUACUUCCCCUACUAUGGCAAGAAAGCUCAGCCUCAAUACAGGAACCCUUUGGUGGCAGCGAAAUUCCUCAACAUCCCCAAGAAUACAGAGGUUAUCAUCGUGUGCAAAAUCCUUGCGGAACAUGUUACCUUUGACAACCCCCAUGACCCGUAUGAGGGAAAGGUGGAGUUCAAGCUUAAGAUUGAGAAGUAA